AUGGAGUGUGUACUUUUUGGUAACUAUGCACGUGAAUUAAAUGCUUUUUUAGAAUCCGACAAUAAGGAUGGAGCUGUUGUCGUCUUACAAUUUGUUAGAGUGAAGUUAUAUAACGAAAAGAUUAUUUUACAAAAUUUCAUGUAUGGCACAAAGAUGUUCUUCAAUCCUGAAGAUCCAAAUGUCAUCCAAUUUAAAAAUAGCUUUGUAAGAUUUGAAGAAUCUAAGGGUAACAUCGGUGGAAUUCCGAAUGAAACUGCAUUCUUAAAAAUUUAUCAAGGCAAAAUUAUUGAGCAGUUAAAAGAAUUAGAUACGAAUGCUGUUUAUGUUGUCUUAGCUACUAUAAGUAAUAUUAUGGAUACUUCAGACUGGUACCGAAUAAAGCUUGGUGUCAUUAAUGAUUCUAACUGUACAUAUUUUGUAGUCAUUGACAAGGAGGCAAAACAAAUUUUGGGAAAGAGCUGUGUAGAGAUACUUGAUCCACUCCUAUUGGAUGUUGACUACACCGAUAGUUUGCUUUCAAUUUCAAAGGCAUCCUCAAUCAUUGAAGGGGAGAAAAUAGAAGGUGCUAAGAAUUUGUUGCUUGAAUUCUCCAAUGAAGUUGCGGCCAAUAAUGAAUCCGAAUUGUUAGAAAAUUCUAUUACACAAACUAAGCGACUAUUCUCGGAGUCGGAAGAUUCGAAGGUGGAAGGAGAUACCUCAACUUGCAAGAAGAUCAAGAUUGAGAAUGAAACUUGA
This is a messenger RNA of Arachis duranensis, 735 nucleotides long. RefSeq lists its product as uncharacterized. The record is from RefSeq and is a predicted model, not a curated record. Bases 1 to 735 code for a protein of 244 amino acids. NCBI's taxonomy places the organism in Eukaryota, Viridiplantae, Streptophyta, Magnoliopsida, Fabales, Fabaceae. The transcript has 7 exons.